GCCCAAUUAAAAAAUUCGGUUCUGACAAAUGGGUUAGAAUAAUGAAAAUAUGCUGGGAAAUGGUUGGGAUCUUCACUGACUGAUUGAGCAGGGUCCUUGCAAUUUGUCUGUGGUUUUAUGAUUUUUCACAGACACGGGGCUUCUGAUUGAAGUAAAUAAUCAUCAUGUCUGACCCAGUUGUUCUGCGUAGCAUCAAGAGAUUGGGAGAGGAUAACUAUGCUUUUGACUUGGAUGGUAAAUGUAACAGCUUGAAGAAAUCAGAGAAUUUCUAUACAUAUGAAGAACCUUUUAUAGAGAAGAAAAGUGAAAAGUCAUCAAAGAAGAAAGAAAACAGUGUUCGUGUUGGCUACUUUCAGCUGUUUCGAUUUGCUUCAUCUGCCGAGAUUUUAAUGAUGGUUGUUGGUAGUUUCUGUGCUGUUGUUCAUGGAAUAGCCCAACCAGCUGUGUUGCUUGUGUUUGGUGCAAUGGCAGACACAUUUAUUGAAUAUGACAUUGAAAUGCAAGAGCUUAAAGACCCAAACAAGACAUGUGUAAAUAACACCAUAGUGUGGAUUAAUGGUACUAUUCAUCAGAAUGAAAAGAAUGUCACAGUAAGAUGUGGGCUGCUGGAUAUUGAACAAGAAAUGACCAGAUUUGCAGGAUACUAUGCAGGAAUUGGUUGUGCCAUACUCGUGUUAGGAUACCUCCAAAUCUGCUUUUGGGUUAUGUCUGCAGCUCGUCAGAUACAGAAAAUCAGGAAAGCUUAUUUCAGGAAAAUAAUGCGAAUGGAUAUAGGCUGGUUUGACUGUACAUCUGUAGGAGAACUGAACACCCGAAUUUCUGAUGAUGUUAACAAAAUUAAUGAGGCUAUUGCUGACCAAGCAGCAGUCUUUAUCCAGCGCAUAACCACUUUUGUGUGUGGAUUCCUACUGGGAUUUGUCAGUGGCUGGAAGUUGACCUUGGUUAUCAUUGCAGUCAGCCCUUUGCUUGGGAUUGGAGCGGCUGUCUAUGGCUUGGCUGUGGCAAAACUAACAGGACGAGAAUUAAAGGCUUAUGCAAAAGCUGGAGCUGUGGCUGAUGAAGUGCUCUCAUCCAUCAGAACAGUGGCUGCUUUUGGUGGGGAGAAGAAAGAAGUUGAAAGAUAUGAUAAGAAUCUAGUGUUUGCUCAGCACUGGGGAAUUCGAAAAGGAAUAAUAAUGGGAUUAUUCACUGGUUACAUGUGGUGUAUAAUUUUCCUAAGUUAUGCAUUAGCCUUUUGGUAUGGUUCUAAACUUGUCCUUGAAGAAGAAGAGUAUUCACCUGGCACUCUUCUGCAGGUUUUCUUUGGUGUUUUAGUAGGAGCAUUAAAUCUUGGCCAGGCAUCUCCCUGUCUGGAAGCCUUUGCCACCGGUCGUGGGGCUGCAGCAAACAUUUUUGAGACAAUAGAUAAAAAACCCACCAUUGACUGCAUGUCAGAAGAUGGCUACAAGCUGGAUAAAGUACGAGGUGAAAUUGAAUUUCAUAAUGUAACAUUUCAUUAUCCCUCCAGACCAGACAUAAAGAUUUUGGAUAACCUUAAUAUGGUUAUUAAAGCAGGGGAGACAACAGCUUUUGUUGGAGCUAGUGGAGCUGGGAAAAGUACAACGAUGCAGCUCAUCCAGCGUUUCUAUGACCCCGCUGAAGGCAUGGUUACCCUGGAUGGCCAUGACAUUCGUUCCCUGAAUAUCCAGUGGCUGCGCUCACAGAUUGGCAUUGUUGAACAAGAGCCAGUGCUCUUUGCCACCACCAUUGCAGAGAACAUUCGCUAUGGUCGGGAUGAGGCUACCAUGGAAGACAUAAUCAAAGCAGCCAAACAGGCCAAUGCUUACAAUUUCAUCAUGGACUUACCACAGAAAUUUGACACUCAUGUUGGAGAGGGUGGAAGCCAGAUGAGUGGAGGUCAAAAACAGAGGAUAGCUAUUGCUCGAGCUUUGGUGCGAAACCCCAAAAUCCUGCUACUGGAUAUGGCUACGUCAGCACUCGAUAAUGAAAGUGAAGCUAUUGUCCAAGAAGCACUUCAUAAGGCUCGCCUUGGCCGCACAGCGAUCUCGAUAGCUCACCGCCUGUCAACCGUCAAAGCCGCCGACGUCAUCGUGGGGUUUGAGCACGGAAGGGCUGUAGAGCGAGGAACUCAUGAGGAACUCUUGAAGAGGAAAGGGGUUUAUUUCAUGUUGGUGACCUUGCAAAGCAAAGGAGACCCAGCACCUACUACAGAAGAAACAGAAAGUAAACAUUUUAGCUGCAGAGAAGGCCAGCUCAAAAACACUAGCCCCUGCCUGUCAUCCCCUUGCAGGAGCACAGGGACACAGCCCCACCUAGGUGGCACUGCUACUGCUCUUCAUUGUAACAUCAUCCUGUUUUCAAGCAGCUAGGGAAUAUCGAGAGCUGAGUGUUGGGAAGUAUGCUGGUACUUUCCAGAAGCAUGCAGGCACUCACAGCACACACAAACAGUUGCACAUUCCUGAGUACCAGCUCCUGCCACUUAAUUUCUAUGUGCUACUGACAACCAGUUGAUUAUAAAGACCUUUGGUACCUGUGCAAAGGGAUUAAAUUUCAAGUGGAGCUACACAGUAUGUCUGGGCAUGAGCAACAAGCCUUGAUGGACUGCUCGGUGCAGAGCUGGACUGGUCGUGCCGCCAUGGCUGCCUCACAGCAAGAUGUCCCAGCCCUGGAACUUGGUGACAAGUCCCUGAGCCAACCCAAAGGCAUUUGCUUACAUCUUUCAAGCCUGAAUUGUUAGUCUUGACAGUAGAUGGUGUCAUUUGCUGUCUUGUGCAGAAAUGCCAGUUGUCAUUCUACAUUUGUGGUUGUGUCUAUCCCAACAGAGGCACCAAGAUUCUUUGCCAGGGCCCGGAAGCAGAGACCUUCAUGUGGUAGAAGCUUAAAAAUGUGAUGUCUACCCAUAACUCCCAGCUUAAAAUUGCCAACAUUGCCACUAAAUCCAAAUGCUGUUGUGAAAGCCUCCGACAGCUGUGCACAAAGCAUCCCCUACUGCUGGCCAGAAGGAGCCAGAAACAGAAGGACAGCUAGACCAACCUGCUAGUGUUCUGUGAUGCCUCUGUAGGUCACCUCACUGGUAGGGAAUAACAAAGCACAGAGCAACUUAACACAGCUGAUCUUUGUCUUGGCUGUCUUUGUUCUUGGUUAUUUGUUUCUAGUCCCAUUAGUUUAGUAAUUUUGCUUAAGGAAUUACAAUUAUAGAAAAGACUGGUUUCAAGUCAGCUGCUGCAGGAAAAAGAGUUCAGAGAUCCAUUACAGAAGAUAUGAGGAGAUACACAAAGUAAAAUACUCCUCAAAUUGUUAAAACAAGAUGACUCAUUUUUUUAAGUCAAGGUAGUCUUACUAGGCUCUUAAAUAAGGAUGCCUGUUUCAGAUUUGCUGCUGUAAUUUGUAUAAUGUUUAUUCCUAAAGGCCAAUGCAAAACUAUUCACCUUGUUUACCCAAAUUAAAUAAGAUUCUUUCAGUUUGAAUUAUCCCACACCUAACUGGAAGUCUGGAAACAAUAUCAUGUUUACAUCUUCUCAGCCUUAUUUUUUUCAGAUCAUACAUACACAGCCCUCAUUACUCAUCUUAUGGCCUUGUAUACUAAGGCUAUGUAUAAACAGCUUGUAUACUAAGUAUUAUGAGAUGGUAUCAGCAAAAUAUUGCUUAAAAAUUGUGUACUGAAAGGGAAUAUACAACAGUAGAUGCCAAAUAAUGAGUAAAAAUGGAAAGUACCCACCUUUGCCUAUUUAGAACAUCCAUUUUAUAGAGCAAACAUAUUUAACAUACUAGCUAUUUGUGUGCUUAGGUAAACAAAGCUGACAAGAAUAUAAAGUUGCGAUGACAGUCUGCAACCACAUUUUCAUGAUUUACACAACUACUAACAGUGAUUCAGGCUUGUGUUUCUUGAUCUGAGAGAAUUAGCAGAGAGUUAUCUUUGCAAUAUAGGAGCAUGAACAAUAUUCUUGAGGUCAUAUACUGAGAUAAUUUCAUCACUGACAGCUUUCAAAGGCGUGAUCUGUAUCAUUCAUGAUUUAUGUGACCACUUUGAAAAAGUAAGAAUGACAAAACCCACAUAGUAAUGCAAAAAUAUAUUCUGCAGAGUAUAAUGGAAAUAAACUUUUUUUUUUUCUCAUCUGACUUAAUCAGAAGCUGUUUUGCUCAGGAAGCUCAAUAAGUUAAAUGUAAAGCCUUGCUUAUAACUACGCUGGCCUUUUUCACAGUGCCUGGGUACAGCCGUACAGUCCAGUGGUAGGUGGUGUGAUACUGUCACACCAUUAUGUAGCAGUUUAACACACAGUAUCUAUAUAUAAAAAAAUUAAAUACCGAGUAUCACUAUGUACAACUGAUGCUUGAAGCAUCAUCUAGCUAGAGAUGGAGAGAACUUAAAGACCACCAUAUAGCUAAAUAAAACUAGUUGAUUGUACUUUAAAACUUUGUUAUGACCCAGAGUAUUGGGCCAUUUCUAACCAUACUGCACUGUGAUUGCAAUAUUUCUAGGAAUCAGCAACUAAUAAUAUUUAUGAGCUGCCAAAGUCAUUCUAGAGUGUACUGAUUUUGGAUGUACUGGUUACUUACCAGGAGCACAUCAAAGAUGCAGUAGCAUCCCUUUGGUUAAAAUGAGUUAGCAAAACUGCCUUUGUGGAAGGUUCUUGAGCAGCUCAUAUCCAUCCCCACAUUGCUAAUCAUUUUGAACCUCAAUUAAGUUUCUUUUCAGUUGUCUUCAUUAACGAGUGGACACAGUAUGGAACCAAGGCAACUACAGUCAGAGGCAUAGCUGCACUCUUACAGAAGGAGAGAAUGUAGAACAAAUACUCAGUAUGAGUAGGUAUCUUAAUGAAAUUAUACAGCUGCAGUGUAGCUAAAGAAGCAGCUAUACACAAUAUGCGAAAACUUAGCUUGCAGCUAUUUUUACCUUUGCAGCUUGUGACAAACAUUUCAGAAUUAAUUCCAAGACCUAAACCAAAGAGUGCCCCUAAAUUCCUCACCAGUCCAGCAAAUGGAGUUGUGUCAAUGUUUAUCCAGUCUGGGUUGGCACACCACUUCUUGGCCUUUGGAACAGACCAUAACAAGUCAAUAUCAAGAAGUUUGAGGGAUAGAUAAAACCCAAGGGCAAAGAUGAAAAGAAACAAGUUUGUCUUGAUGUACAUUCUCAAGCUCGCAGUCUGAAUAGCAGGGGUAUGCUCAAAUGCUUCUGCCACAAGAAUGCCUGUGGAUUAGAAACUCAGUGUUACAGGGAACAACGCACUUGUACUUUGAAGAAGCACUUUCUACAGUGUGCCUGUAGAAUUUGACUUUCGAAGACAGAAGAAUAUGUCUUUCAUAUCUAUGUGUAUAUAUACACAUACACACACACAAUUUACCACUUCUGUAGUACAUUACAAAACCUUUUCUCCCACUCAAAACUGCCAAUUUAGAAAAAAGAAAUUAAAUACCAAGCACUACAUGGUUUUGAUAUGAGGCAUACCUUAAGGCCUGACUGCAUCGCCCAGAUGACAACCUAUCAAAUAUUAGAUGUAAACUGGAACAUUCCUUUUCCAAAAGAGUCCCUCACUCAAAGACUGGCUCCAGCAAUGCAGAAUUCAAUACCAGUUCCCACACAGGCUUUGAGUGUUGAAGGAAAAGACACAGAACACACUUAUCUUCUCUCAUACUCAUUUUAUCCUGGUUGUGAAGAGGGAAAGCUGUUAGCCAUGGCUACCCAGGCUGCGCUGCAUCCAUGAAAGAGAACAGGACCAGGCAGCCCCUGCUCAAUGCUUUGGUCACUCUCCAUAAAAUCAGAUAGAUACUAGAGAGAUUAUUCAUAGUUUGAACUCCCUGAAUACCAAUUGGCAACACGCUUAAGUAACUCUGAAAAAUGUACUUCAGCUUCUUAAAUCACCCUGGGGAGUUUUUACUGCUGAUUCACCUUUUUCUCUAUUUUGCCCCAGGUCUCUGACCCCAUACUUGUCCACAUUGCACACAUGCUAGUUUGCACCUGGACACCAUUUGAAGUGACCCAAAUACCUUCCUCCUGAGGUGAAAGGUCAGAGCCAUAUAGGAACAACUUCCUCUCUGAUCUCUUCCACACAGGCAGCGCAGUCAAAGAUUGGAUGCAGCCAGUACAAACCAGUCAGAGCUAGUCUGAGGCAGUGUGGAUAUAACACAGUCAGCAUCGACUGGCAAGUGGACAAAGGCUCACUCCCUUCACUCUGUGAAUUACAAAGGCAGCAGGCACAUUCUAACCUUGCGAAUUUUACCUUUAGACUAUUAUCAAAUCCUUGACCUUCCAGAGAGUGGAGAGCACCACUGGGGCUGCAAGAUGAGUAGCACUAUGAAAAAUCUCUUGUCUUUUCUCAUACUUCUUUUUUUUGAGAUUUUACAAAUAUGUUAAAAAGAAAAAAGAAAAGCAUUACCAGCAAAUACUCCAAGAAUAACUUGAUGAGGAAAAUGUGUUGCUAUGAAUACUCUUGAAAUGCACACACUGAUCUGGAUAAUCCAAAAAAUACUCCAGAGGAAUGACCAUGUCAGUCUAAGAGAGAAAAGGAAAAUGGUUAAAAAUUAAGACAAACUAUUUCAUCUACUAAUUUAUCCCAAGCCCCAUCAUGUCAGGCUCAUAUUUUUACCAGCCAGAGAUUUACCAAGUAGAGCAGUUUAGAAUCAGAUGAUUAAAACCUGGAAGCCAGUACUAAAACAUUAUCAAGAGUGGUUAUAGGAAGAGACCCCAGCAGUUUCAGGUCCAAGACACCACUGUGGCUUUAGUGAUGAAAGUCAUGCAUAGUAGGUUAAAUUAGCACUAGUACCCUGAGCUUCAUGAAGUCAUACCUAAAUGUAAAAGUUCAGUUAUUUCAUGAUAAAAUUUACAUAGUGUGGGAACAACCUUGUCGGGUCGACAGCAAUUAUGAGACUUUUCCGCAGAGCUGAGUAACACAUUACAGUGAACUAUGUCAACAUUAUGUGCAUUUGCUUUAAAAUGGGCUAAGAAGGAUGACCAUCAAAGUAAAUUUAUGUUCUAACCAAAAGAUCCAAUAAAUAAUGGCAAUUAAUAGAAUCAAAAAUUUCCAAUACUGAAGAGGUGACACAACCUUUAGCGGGAGCUGAUUUAGAGAUAUUGUAUGCAAUGACAGUAAUUUAAUAAAUAAGAACCUAUACAAAUGGCUAAAUCCUCUUAAUAUACUUUUUCUUUAGCUGAGGCAGAUCAUAAUAAAGGGCUGUUUUUUUUUUUAUGAACUGGAUAGAACAGACUAUGAAUAUUUGUUUAAAUUAAGUCCAUUAAAAACAUAACAUGUAUACAAAGAAUUAUCUUUAUGAGUUAGAGGAAUGGAAAGACACUGACCUGUGAAGGGUAACAGCUAAUUUAUCUUUCCAUCUAACUGUGUAGCUAAGUGCUGCAGUGACCAUUACAUACCAGACGCAGGAUGAUCCCAUGGCAUGUCCAGAUGGGCUUCCUAGUAAAAACAAAAGGGAAAUAUUCACCUUAAGAAUGAUGACUGUAGCAUUUGUCAUAUCGAAAAUGUCAACUGGCAGUUACUCAGGCACCCAAUCAUUUAGAAGGGAAAUGGCUAACAAAGGCUGAAAGAAUGUCAACUGCUUCGCAAAAUUUAAUUUUCUCAAUAUGAACUUCUCAUCUAUAGGGAAGCCAUAUUUGUCUGAAAUCAAGUAGGUAACAGCUUAACUAUCUUAUAUUAGUGUGGGGUGGAAUCUUGAUUGGAAAACAUAGUAUUUUCCUAUUAUUUAGAUUUGGAUUGUGAUUU
Molecule: messenger RNA, 7712 nt
Organism: Chiroxiphia lanceolata (lance-tailed manakin)
Lineage: Eukaryota; Metazoa; Chordata; Aves; Passeriformes; Pipridae
Gene: ABCB11
Product: ATP binding cassette subfamily B member 11
Exons: 18
Coding region: 165-2369 (734 amino acids)
Biological process (GO): transmembrane transport
Cellular component (GO): membrane
Molecular function (GO): ATP binding; ATP hydrolysis activity; ABC-type transporter activity
Source: RefSeq, a predicted model, not a curated record